AUGGUCUUCUUGCAGGCAAAGAAGGGCUGCCGUACAUGGGCCCAAGGCCGCCGGUGGGGAUUCACCGAUACAUCUUCGUCCUCUUUCAACAGAAGGCUCCUCUUGGCCUUUUUGAUCAGCCCGCAUCGCGGGCCAACUUUAAUACCCGCGGAUUCGCCCAUCAUCUCGACCUGGGCUUGCCGGUGGCCACCGUUUAUUUUAACGCUCAGAGGGAACCGCUCAACAGGCGGCGUUGAAGAAUUCAGUGGUGGGGGAGGGCAGCCACCGCCGCCGCCGCCGCCACCACCAUAUCUGGUAUCUACCGGUG
Messenger RNA from Ilex paraguariensis (yerba mate), 307 nucleotides. Lineage: Eukaryota; Viridiplantae; Streptophyta; Magnoliopsida; Aquifoliales; Aquifoliaceae. The record is from the annotation of a GenBank genome assembly.